AUGAUGUCUAAACUUUUAAUGUUAUUGAUCUGUACAGCCGUUGUGAUUCAAGGCGCAAGACAACAACAGUAUCACCAUCGACGACAAUUGUUUGGAAGUAGUACACAACGUCUCCCAAGUAGUGGUUACGUAGUAAAGUCCUAUAGUGUUUAUUUCAAUGGGCAAAUAGUUAAUGGUCUGUCUUCGUUAUCAUUUAAAGAUUUGGGUUCUGGUUAUGCAAAAGAUUCUUCGAAUGCUUUUUAUGCUGGAAACAAAAUAGCAGGUGCAUCUAGUUAUUUAUUUGAAGUCUUAGGUGAUCGAUAUGCUAAAGAUGCUUGGUAUGCUUUCUAUGCUAGUAAUAAAAUAGAAGGUUCAUCUAGUUAUUCAUUUGAAGCCUUAGGUGAUCGAUAUGCUAAAGAUUCUUCAAAUGCUUACUAUGCUGGGAAAAAAAUAGCAAGUGCAUCUAGUUAUUCAUUUGAAGCCUUAGGCAAUGGUUAUGCUAAAAGUUCAGGAAAUACCUAUUAUAUGGGAGAAAAAGUUUUCAACGGUUGA
Adineta steineri is the source of this 531-nucleotide messenger RNA. The record is from the annotation of a GenBank genome assembly. NCBI's taxonomy places the organism in Eukaryota, Metazoa, Rotifera, Eurotatoria, Adinetida, Adinetidae.